CUGCCGCUGUUUCAUCUGGCAGAAGAAGAAAAGAAGAGCUUUUUAACUUGACUCCAGAGGGCAGCAAGUUAUCUUGUCCUCCAAAAUGUCUCAGCUACAGCAGCUGAAACUCUUCGUCAGUGAGCGACUGGCAGCGGCAGCAGAGGAGAUCUUCGGUGCUGUGGAAAGAACAAUAUUGGAAUGUCGUAAUGACAUUUAUUUGUCAAAGGGGGAUAAACAUAACAUGCUGCUAACGCUAGCUGAAGGUUUGAAGCGGGAAGAGAUGCUCACAGCAGUCUCCCAGGAGGUCAGCAGGACUGAAGCAGAGGCCUCCAUGCAGCCCUCACACACUGAAUACUGUCAGGUGUUGGUGAAGCAGGAAACAUCAGGACCAGGAUUUCCAGAGUCUCAGGAGCACUGGCCUGGCCACGAUGAAGAGACACUGCAGGACCUGUUAGAAAGUGAUGCUGUUGCUUGCUCGAUAUAUGGACAGAGCACUGAUUCAUCUUCUUUUUGUCGGACCAAAACUGUGGCCGAUGGAGAGGGGGAUACUCUUCCUGGCCCUUCAACUGAGUGGAUAAAAACAGAGGAAGAAGCAGAUGGCUAUGGAGGGUCAGAAUUCUUGCAGCCUCUCUCUUCAGAAAGUGUGGAUGGAAAUGAUACCAGUGAUCCCAGCUCGAAUGUCAAAGAACAAACAAAUCAGAGCGCUUUUUGUUGUAAGUUGUGUGGAAAAUCUUUUGACCUCAGAAGUUCAUUAAUGAUGCAUGUUAAUACACACACAAACAAUGCAGCCAUUCUCUGUCCUUCAAAGCAUGCAACGUCUGCAGGAAGCUAUGUAGAACCCCUAGAAUCACACAGGGAGGACAACCCGGAGGACACUCUGUGUUACAUCUGUGGAAAAACAUUUAGCAGGAAGUGCCAUUUAAAAAGACACAUGCUGAUUCACACGGGUCAGAAACCACACAGUUGUAAAGACUGUGGCAAAACAUUUGCACGAGUUGAAUGUCUGAGGGUACACAUGAGGGUCCACACAGUGGAGAGACCUUAUGCAUGUGACUUCUGCGGGAGAGGUUUCAGGCAGAGGAGCAACAUGAUAUAUCACAUAAGAACACACACAGGAGAGAAACCCCAUCGCUGUAGCAUCUGCUCCAGGUCAUUUGCAUAUAAGAAGGACAUGAUCAGACACAUGCAGGUCCACACCAAGAAAAAGUGAAAUCCCAUUGUGAGGUUUAAUUUAUGAUAAUAGAAGAAUCAGCUAUUGGGGAUGUACUCGGGUCCAUCUUAUUGUUUGCCACAUUUUUCUUAAGAUAACUGUCCAUAUGUUGAUGGUGUGACAUCAUAUCUGGAUAUUUUCCAUCCAGUUGAUUUGUACACAAAUACAUUUCACCAGUGUGCCCCCAACUGAGUGCAAGUGUUGUUUGACUAUAGAAGUUUCAAUACAACUAGGGUAAUUUAGUCAAUACCUUACAAUACUGAAUACUUGAUACCCAGCCCUUAAAGUUAUGAGGUAAAGUGACAUGGCAUGAUUGAUUGCGGCAAGUAUAAACAGUCUACACAGUACGCUUUACAGUGGUACAGUAGCAUAAUAAACAGUAUAAGAUAUAGUACAGGGUGAAGAUAAUCCAGAUAUAGUUUCACAUUUUUGAGGGAAUGAUCAUUUUUGAACCAUUGUCAUUUUUAUUGUAAAAAAUGACUCUUCUUUUUUUGCAAGGAUCUUUACCAAAAAAAAAAAGUUUUCUUAAGUCUGUUAAAUACAAGGGGAGGCUGUGGGUCAGUUGGUAGAGCGGGUUGCCCACUGAUCAAAUGGUCGGUGGUUCGAUCCCUGACCAUGGCAGCCCCGAUGCUGCGUUCAUCCAUUGGAGAAUGAAUUCCCAAUGGUGUCAGGUGGCACCGUUUAGGGUAGCCUCUGCCACCAAUGUGAAUGGGUGAAUGAGCUCAGUCUGUAGUGUAAAGUGCUUUGAGUGGUCACAAAGCGACUAGAAAAGCGAUAUUUACCAUUUGCUUUCAAGUCGAACAUCUCAUCUUCAGAAUCAUGUUCUGACACAUAUUUUUAACAAAUUUAGGAUUUGGAUAUCUGGCACUAUUCCAUAUUAAGAUUUUAAUAAAAAUCUGGAAAAUUGCUAUUUGCCGUCAUAAGGAUCUUUUCACUAAAGAUAUAGCACUAAUGAUAUCAUGAUGCAAACACGCCCAUAACACUUUGAAGCAAUUUGCCUCUUUUUUUCCCCAUGAUUGCAAUUAUCUAAGUGGCAGAGUAUACAUGGGCUAGAUGUUAAAGUGUGGGCUGUGAGGGGUGCAACCCUGAAUAAUUGGAUGUGUACAUGGGCUGGGCUCAUACUGUUUUUGUUUUAAUAAACUGGGCUCGGCUUAUUUAACCCCAAAGAUAAGUAUGUCUUCAGAGAUAAUACUCAUUUAUGCACAACUGCGGGUCUCCAUUGAUUAUUUAAAUCUCCAGAGUCAGACCAGCUGAUCAGUCAGGACCUAAUAUGAAUUAAUGUUAUGUUUUCUUCUACACAUCAAAGAGAUAACACACACACACACACGCACACAGUCUACUUUCACACAGUCUACUUUCACACAGUGAGCGUAUGUGAGCGCAUCAGCUGCUGACAUCACGGGAGUCAGACUGAGACAUUCCUUUAUUAACCUUAUUAAUUCCUCAUAUAUUUAAAUAAAAGAAACAAAGGGAAGCUGUGAGGAGUGUCCUGCCACUUAAUCCCUAAAUCAAGGAGUUUGAGUCUACCUUUUAUUCUUAUAAAUGUGCUUAAUUUACCACCAGUUCUCUGAAGACGGUAAUAAUUCCACUGUAACUGCGUGUCGCUAUUAGUGCCGGUGUUUGUGAAUUGGACUUUUUUUUGCAAUGAGGCUAAUUUGCAUAGAAAGGAGCCGCACCAAAAGUAUGCAUAUUACCUCAUCUAAGUGCAAAUAGAACCGGCGCACCGAGACGCAAUUUGCAUGGCAGCCCAGUUAGGGAUGCAAUUCAGCUUUUGCUGGUGCUUUGAGAAUUGUUUUUGCCUUAUUUGCACAUGUUUUUUGACCACAAAAGCCUCGUAAUCCUUUUGUGAAUUUUCCCCUGAGUUUUGUUUGUGGAUGAAAUGAUCCAGUGGCUAAAUGAGGGUCACAUCUGCUGCACAUUGUAGAGAGGUUGUUCUUGAGAAUGGCUUUGAUUUUGUCUUUCUUCUUCCUCUCCACCACUGACUCCAGACUGUCGAGUUCCUCCCCAACCACAAAGCUGUCUUUCCUUACAAGCUUGUUGAGUCGGCUUUUGUGAACGGUAUUUAAGUUAUAUUUUUUUCUGUGUUUCUUUUUAUUUACAUUGAUAAAGGACUAUAAGUACACCUGUAUUUUAUGCCAGUAAGGUUUUUGUAAGGUUUUGACCUUUUGUAAAUGCUGAAUAUGCAGAAUGCUUUUCAUUUGCGUUGAAAAUAUUUUGAUAUGUUUAAAGAGAAAAAUAAUAUUUGUGGUAUUUAAAUCUUUGUUGCUGCAUCCGCUGUUUUGUUUCAGUUGCAAUAUUAGCUUUGUUUGAUUUUAAAUUCAAUAUGUGGCCUCACCCUGGUUUGGGCUACAUAUAACAUUCCUAUAUUGCAGUGAUACUGAAUUUAUGGCUCGGGAAAUUAAAUUAAACUCGCAAUUUAAGAAAAUAGAUUUGCAAAUUCAGAUUUUUUUUUGUACUUUGAAUGUAAAUGAGGUUCCAUUAGCAUUAAAAACAUCAA
Centropristis striata (black sea bass) is the source of this 3689-nucleotide messenger RNA. Its product is annotated as zinc finger protein 569-like. The record is from RefSeq and is a predicted model, not a curated record. Gene Ontology annotation, molecular function: DNA-binding transcription factor activity; RNA polymerase II cis-regulatory region sequence-specific DNA binding. Gene Ontology annotation, biological process: regulation of transcription by RNA polymerase II. NCBI's taxonomy places the organism in Eukaryota, Metazoa, Chordata, Actinopteri, Perciformes, Serranidae. The coding region runs from base 86 to 1192 and encodes 368 amino acids. The transcript is spliced from 2 exons.